UCCUUUUCCAAUAAGCCUGAGGAAAAUCAGCUCCCUCCCCAUGAUGAUCCCUGCAAGUUAGCUGAUGAUUUUGGAGAGUUCUUUUGCCGGAAAGUUGACCUAAUUAGAAAUGAUAUUGAUGCUAUUACUGUUGUUCCACCCAUUCUAAAUGUUCCUACACCUGAGAACAAGUUUGAGAAGUUUGAUGUCCUCUCCGAGGAAGAAGUUUCUGAUAUUAUUAUGGGCUCUUCUAAUGCUAGUUGUCAGUUAGACCCGAUACCGACAUGGUUGUUGAAACUGUGUGGCAGUGAACUAGUUCCAGUCAUAACUAAAAUGAUUAAUCUAUCCCUUCAACAGGGACAAGUUCCAGACAGUUGGAAAGCUGCUUUAAUUAGACCGUUGUUAAAGAAACUGGGUCUUGAACUAGUAUAUAGGAAAUUCAGGUCGGUUAGUAAUCUUCCUAUGGUCUCCAAAUCAGCUGAGAAGGCAGUUGUGGGUCAGCUUUUCCGGCAUUGCUCUGAUAAUGCUCUACUUCCAGUUCAUCAGUCAUCCUAU
Porites lobata is the source of this 534-nucleotide messenger RNA. The record is from the annotation of a GenBank genome assembly. NCBI's taxonomy places the organism in Eukaryota, Metazoa, Cnidaria, Anthozoa, Scleractinia, Poritidae.